GUGGCACCAUGAAUUAAGGAGAAGCCUUAUGGAUCCUCAGUUAUAUAUAUAUAGAUUGAUGAUAUCAAAUCUGGACUAGUUAAGACACAGCAUAAACGCCAGCAAUCACGCAAAACUAACCAAACAAAAAAGAAAAUCCAAUCACCAUGGAAGACAUCGUUCUUUACACAGCCCUUUCGCUCCUCUUUCUUGCUCUAGCUUUCAAACUCUACCAAUCCAGAAGAAGCCACAAAAAUCUGCCUCCAAGUCCACCUUCUCUGCCAAUUCUCGGUCACCUGCACCUCCUAAAGCCCCCUCUACACCGAUUCUACAACAAACUCUCGCAAAAGUACGGCCCGAUUAUCUCCCUCCGCUUCGGAUCUCGCCUUGUGGUUGUGGUGUCCUCACCAUCUGCAGUAGAAGAAUGUUUCACCAAAAACGACAUCGUUUUAGCCAACCGUCCUCGACUUCUUGCAGGCAAACACAUAAGCUACAACUACUCCACCAUCAUCUCCGCUCCUUACGGCGAUCACUGGCGCAAUCUCCGCCGAAUUGGGACGCUCCAGAUAUUCUCAACGCACCGUGUCAAUACAUUUGCAAGCAUCCGAAAAGAUGAGAUCAAGCGAUUACUCGGCAAACUCUCACGAUCCUUUGGGGAAAAGGUGGACUUGAGAUCACAAUUUUCUAAUCUCACUUACAAUAUCAUUAUGAUAGAGGUUGCAGGGAAGCGGUAUUAUGGUGAUGAGGUUGAAAGCGAUGAAGAGUCACGGCGGUUCAGGGAGUUGACUGCGAAGAUGGUCUCGAUCAACGGGGUUUCGAAUAAAGGCGAUUUCUUGCCAAUUUUGAAUUGGAUUGAUGGAGGGAAAUUCGAAAAAAAAGUAAAAGGCAUAGCGGAAAUUAUGGAUUCUUUCUUGCAAGAAUUGGUUGAUGAGCAACGGAGCAAGAGAGAAAAUUCAGAGAGCAUGAAUACCAUGAUUGGGCAUCUUCUUUCUUUACAGGAGGAACAGCCUCAGUACUACACUGAUCAGAUCAUUAAAGGCCUAGUAAUGGUAAUCCUAUUUGCGGGAUCGGAUACAUCAGCAACAACAUUGGAGUGGGCCAUGUCGAACUUGCUCAAUCAUCCCGAAGUAUUAACGAAGGCUAGAGCUGAAUUGGAUGAUCAAGUUGGUGAAGACCGUCUGAUUGAAGAAUCCGAUCUUUCAAAACUACCAUACCUUCAAAAUAUAGUCUCCGAGACCCUUCGAUUAAAUCCAGCGACCCCACUCCUGGUCCCACACUAUUCGUCUACGGAUUGUUCCAUUGGUGGCUACAAUGUGCCGCGCGACACGAUAGUUCUUAUCAAUGCAUGGGCCAUUCAAAGGGACCCAAAGCUCUGGAACGACCCAUUAAGUUUUAAGCCCGAAAGAUAUGAGAGUGGUGAGUCUGAAUCUUACAAGUUCCUACCUUUUGGGCUUGGAAGAAGAGCUUGCCCUGGAGCUAUUAUGGCCCAGCGCGUAGUGGGCCUGACUUUGGGAACAUUGAUUCAGUGCUUUGAGUGGGAGAGGGUAUCAGAAGAAGAAGUUGACAUGACAGAGAUAAUCGCUAGCGUCCUGCACAAAGCUAUACCAUUGGAGGCUUUGUGCAAAGCAAGACCAGUUACGACCAAGCUAUUCCAUGAAGCUGCUUAGCUGGGCGGUCUGUUUGACUGUUUCUGUGCUUUUUAGUUGGAUUGUGUUGGAUCGUAUGAAUGUGUCCUUUUUUUGAGUUAUUUUUAAAAAAAAUAAUUUUGUUAUAUAGAAAUAAGGUUACUACUCUUUUAGUCUCUUGUACUUAUUUAAAAUCAAUGUUAAUUCAAAUAAAAUGUCCACUAUUUCGUGUUUGUGGACACAAGAGACGAUCAA
Molecule: messenger RNA, 1859 nt
Organism: Tripterygium wilfordii
Lineage: Eukaryota; Viridiplantae; Streptophyta; Magnoliopsida; Celastrales; Celastraceae
Product: cytochrome P450 81Q32-like
Exons: 2
Coding region: 147-1646 (499 amino acids)
Molecular function (GO): monooxygenase activity; heme binding; oxidoreductase activity, acting on paired donors, with incorporation or reduction of molecular oxygen
Source: RefSeq, a predicted model, not a curated record